UGAUGACGUCGACUGUCGGCGCGGCGGCCUCCCGCCUUUCCUGAUCAUCUGCGCGCUGCUGCUGGAAGUGCCGUGGCAAGCUGGCUUUAUCAAAAUGCGUUUCCAUGGCAACAAUCUUGUUCACCGAUAGAAGGCUGUCGGCGGCGGCGGCGGCUGUUCGGGGUGCGUUCCGCUUCGCUUGCUCUCGGAAACCAGGCAGGAAUGGCCGUCAUGGCUUCUCGAAACACAUCCCCUAUAUCGUAGACGAGUGAAUGCGAGAGAAUUCAAUAGGUGCAUGCGGGCCUGCUUGGUGGAAUGUUUCCUUGCUUCUGAGAAAAGGGUUUGCCCAUUGAAAGCCCAUUGACGGACAGCGGAACGCUCACCGUAGUGCGGACACCCCGUUGCCUGGGAAGUAGAAGACUGCGUCAUGGGCACUCUGGUGACUUACCGCGACCUUCCCGGAGGUCCGACGAAGAUCAAGUUCGCGGACGAGAUAUCACGACAUUGCUUGUGCCGGAAGUGCCAAAUGCUGUCCCUCUGCAUGUACACAGAUACUGCUUCCCACAUGUUUUGCGAUAACUGCCUCAACGAUCAGAGCUACAAGCACAAAAAGUAUGAAAUCUACUGUCCGGAUGAGCGCAAGGAGGUUUCCCUCGCAGAGAUGUUUGAAGCUCGUGAUCUGGUCACCAUACUUCGUGAUCAGUAUGUGGAAUGCCCUAACCAACCAAAGUGCACUGUUAAACUUCCUCUCGGGCAACUUGAGAAUCAUUACAUAGAAUGCAAGGAGAUAUCAAGCAUCAAGUGUACCAAGUGUGGCCAAGAAGUACCAUCCACAUUGUGGAUCGAGCACAAAACUAAAUGCCAGGUGACGUGCGACGAGUUCACACUUAAGCCGAAAUUCCCAACAUCAGCCGAGCCUGAGAAGACCACGUGUAAGCACUGUGAGAGGAAGGUGAAAGAGUCGAACAUGCCACGUCAUCUGGAAGUAUGCUACAAAAUUCCAGUUCCCUGCCCAUACUGCGAGAAAGCAAUCAGCAGAAGUGAUUUGAAGGCGCAUGUUGAACAAUGCGAGCGUGAAUUCGAAGCCAGAAAGACAAGCGAUGCUACAGCUGCAAGUUCUGAAAAAUUAAACAAGAGCAAAAAGACAAAAGUGGCACCACCAAAGCGCGACGAGAACCCACCACUUCCAAGAACUAACUCCAAAGCUAAUAAGAAACAAAAGAAGGAAACAACUAAGACAAUGCGUGACGGGGACUCAUCGCAUCCAGGCACUUAUUCCAACGCUCAGGCGGCAUACUCGGGGAGCAAAACUUCAAUCACAGUUGAAGGCAGGGGAACUCCUGGAGAAAGCUCCUCGCAUACCGGACAAGAACCGCAGCUAUGUUCCGGGUGGUCUACGAAUGUCGACACUUGGCUUCCACACGCGACUGCCGGAAACUGGUACGCAGCGUACGUUGCCAUCGAAGAACAGUUUAAAGACACCAGAACCAAACAGGCAGCGAGGUACGCCCACUUCGUGCCUAAAUUGAUCACGUUGAAGCUUGAUCACAUGGUUCGCGACUUUAUAGACGCACCUUACGAACCGCAACCCUUUGACUGCCUGAUUACUGCCCUCUUUGCCAGGGCUUGCCUCCCGUUGAAUGUUUGGCCACAGGGGUCAGAGGUGACUUGGGAUGAUAUUCUGAAGUACGUGCCUUCAGUGCUGCAUUCACGACUAAGCGAAGACGCUAAGCUGUACCUGCGAAGGCAUCCGGUUAUUCCUAAAGAUCUCAAUUAUGUCAUGGUCGAUGAAGUUGGCAUAGAUGCUGCCGAAGCUGAUGUGCCCGGGGACACGUCAUCAGUGACAUCGUCCAAUCGUGCGAUAACGGAAACGGAGGCCUCAGAUGCACCUGAAGAGGAUAUGCGGUAUUUGGCAGCAGCGAAGCAGCCGGAGUUGGACCCACUUCAAGCUCUUGGAAAGAAGGAAGAGGCGCCAGAUAGCGAGAAAGCAAAAAAAUUGUCGGUCGCCGAACUUCCUGAUGACAUCACCUCAACAUUAGGUGCUAUAAAUAUUCAUGAAAUUUUGUCAGAAACAGGCUUCCGAGGAGAAGGCGGGCGUGUAAAAAAGCACGAUCAAACACAAGAACUCAUCCUAAAGGGCACCCACGAGAGAGAGAGUGAUGAAACAGACAGGUCAGCCUGUGGUCUCGGCAGCGGCUUAGUUUCUUCAGAACAAAAAAGCAGCACAGCGUUACAGAACGCAUCUUCGUCACACCAUUCAGAACCCUCAGCAGCUGAGCCAGCAGUAGAGUCUCUAUCAGCAACGAAAGAUGACAGUCAUAGCACUGAAGUCAAGCAGCGUUGCCGAAUGACGUGUGCAGAGGCAGUCAAAGUGCCCAACCCGACGCCAACUACGACAGGAGCAUUUCCUCAUGACCGAGAUGAUCCGCAUGAGAACGGUCACCGAAAACGCGGAAGUUAUGAGUACAGCGAGUCCUCUUCCUCCCAAACACGAAGCCGUAUUUGUGAGAAUAAGCCGGUGUAUUCUGCGGUAGCACAGGAUAGAAAAAUCAGUCCACACACUAUUCCUGGACACAUGGGUGGAGAAGUACCUUCGUGUAAUCAAACGAAUAAGGGUUAUUCCACUGAAACCCCACAGGAAGAUAGCAAAGCAAAGUAUGUUACGGGUUCCCCUCUAACUGUAAGCUUAAGCGAAGAAAUACCUUCGACUCAUGCUAAUUUCCCACGCGAACAAAUCGAAGACCUCCAAACGCACGCUCUGGGAAGCGGCAGCACGUCGUACGACACGCCACAAGGAAGAUCAUCGCAAGGUGCAUGGAUAGUGCAAUCCCGAGAAGGCGGGUGCGAAAAAACGCACGAGCAAACACAACAAGAACUCAGCCUAAAGGGCACCCACGAGAGAGAGAGUGAUGAAACAGACAGGUCAGCCAGUGGUCUCAGCAGCCGCUUAGUUUCUACAGAACAAAAAAGCAACGCAGCAAUCCAGAGCGCAUCUUCGCCAAUGCAUUCAGGACCCUCAGCAGCUGAACCAGUAGAGUCUCUAGCAGCAACGAAAGAUAACAGUGAUAGAAGCGAAGUCAAGCAGCCUUGCCGAAUAACGUGUGCAGAGGCAGUCACAGUGCCCAACCCGACGCCGGCUACAACAGGAGCAUUCCAUCUUGACCGAGACGAUGCGCAAGAGAGCUGUCACCGAAAAUGCGGAAGUUAUGAGUACAGCGAGUCCUCUUCCUCUAAAACACAAAACUGUAUUUGUGAGGAUAAGCCGGCGUAUUCUGCGGUGGCACAAGAUAUAAAAAUCAAUCCACACAGUAUUCCUGGGCACAUGGUUCGAGGAGUACCUUCGUGUCAUCAACCGAAUAAGGAUUUUUCCAGUGAAGCCGCAGAUGAAGAUAGCAAACCGAAGUAUGUUGUGGGUUCUUCUCUAACUGAAAGCGUAAGCGAAGAAAUCCCUCCUACUCCGUUUAAUAUCCAACGCGAACAAAUCGAAAACCACCAAACGCACGCUCCGGGAAACGGCAACACGAAGUGUGAGACGUCACGAGGAAGAUCACCUCAAAAUGCGCGGAUAUUUCGGAACAGUACCAUGAAGAAAAAACACGGUAACAACGGGGUCACGGACGAGUUCAGGGCAGGCACGACCAUCACAGCAGCCCGGUACCGGUCGAGAAACACAGCGGUUUCUUUGAGUCACCUAGACCUUAAGGAAAAAUCGCUUGGAAGGAACUUGCGCAAUUCGAACGUAAACUUAGAGCUCGAAAACACUAUACGGCAACUACGGCUGGAAUACUUCAGUAAGCUUUUGGGGGCUGAUUCAGGUCCACGCAGUUUUACGCAUAUUCAAAAGACACAUAACUGUGAAGAGAGUGACGACCGUUUGAUGUCUGAGGUAUCAAAGCAUCACUGUGAAUCUGGAGAAAACAACGGAAAUCACUCUCAAGGCACCCGGAAGAGAACUCAAACGUCUGCAAUUUCACAAGCUCCCAAAGAAGAGCCGGCAAAAGUAGUGAACGCCACCUUUAGCAAAACCGACACCGCCACUACAGCACCAGAUGCCACCCAUCGAAAAGACGACGUUGACUCGACAGUUCUGGCUCCUCAAUUUCAAGCGUCGACGUACACUCCACUUGAAACUCAAGUGACUGCACGGAGUAAAUUUCAGACAAACAUAAUUUGUUCACUGCCGCUUGCAUGUCAUGGCGACACUGUCACAGACUUGCAUCGCAUAGACACUGGACGACGCAUUUCCCAGGAGCUUUACUCGCAAACAGCAAAGUCUUCUGUGGAUGCUUGCAGCCAAACCCCGGAACAAGCGGAGCAGAGUGUCGACGAUGUGUCGAACAAUCUGGAGAAAUCAUUUAGCGAUUCUUUCUCAAGUCAGGAGACUGAAGUUUGAGAAACAACUGGGUAGUUACCACAGGGAGUCAACCCUUAUAAGUACUCGUUUAACUAUGGAGAAGAGGCUAGCUAGGUGUACCUCUCGGCGCAGAACUAAAUAUACAUUUUGCUACCGGCCUUUUUGCAUAACCGCGUGAAGAUUAGGAAUGCUGAGAAGGGACAAGUAUUUUUAUAUUUAUAAUUUAGAGACGAUGAAACAUCUUGUUAAGUGUAACUAUACAAGCAAUCGUUCAUUCACUCAGAGGACUUUGGAAGUUCAGUACUCCUCCUUUAAGAACUGGGCUGUGAAUUUUGAUCUCUGGGUGCAAUAUAUUGACGUGUUGCGAGUCAAGACUUUUAUGGUACAUUCCGCUGCCCAAACUAAUUUGCCAUUAGAUUUUUUUAUACUAUGCACGCGGAUGAAUAAAGCACCAAUCACGAUGACAUCCAUUGGGCAUAAUGAAUGUACGCUCUCAUGAGUGGUCCUUCAUGGAUCAUUUGCAUACUAUUAUGUUCGCAAAUUGUGUAACGUUAUUAUAGGUGUACUGCCAGCAAAAAUGACAAAAAAAGUAACUUUAUAACUUCGUAGAAACGCUCUGAAUAUUGCAGAGAAGGUGUUAUAGAGCGUAUCGCCGCCUUCACUCAAGAGGUGGCGCAGUUUUGUGCCGCGUCAUGCGCACUUUUCUUGAAUUGCGCAACAGCAAAUGAUUGCUUGAUCAACUUCAUAUCUGCACGCAUCUUCCGUCCUCCGGCGCAGUGUGGCAGCUUAAAGAUGCAGACGGAAAUUAUCGCUGUUCGUGCGCCCUUACCUGGUUCCACCUUAAUUGCGCCAAAUCGAACUUCUUUAAAUACGUUUCACUUAGUUCGUGGGACUUAUACGCAAUGAAAAGGCGAUGUUUUUAGACACUUAUUUAGGACACUUAUGUGGAACAAUAUUAGGAGUGCUACACUGUAACAGUUUUAAGAAGCUCGAUUGAAGAAAGAGCAGGCACUCAAGGAUGUUCGCUCCCGUAUGUUCCUCUUAGUAACUGGUAUGUUCUUGCUAAUAGGUUCGACUAACUUACUGGGGACUAAAUGGGUAACGAGAUUUAGAGCAUAUGUAUCAUGUAUACGCAACAUAUGUAUAUCUCUACUAAAAACUGUUUCUAGCCUACGCAACAUAUGUAUAUCUCUAAUAAAGACAUAGUGCUCAUUGCUCUUUUUAAAAUGCCUAGCAGCCUUUGGCCGAUGCGUGCUGUCAUCUGAGGCCACCUGGUGCCACACUUUCGCUACAUUUGUGUCAGGAAUCCCACUUAAACCCUGCGACAUUUUGCCGGAAAGGCGGAAGAGAAGCUAACGCUAAAAAUUUGCUUAGAUUGGGGCUUCCCGUUGCCGCUGCAUAGAUGUAACGCAUAGAUAUCGAAUGCAGCUGCAUAUUUAGGAGCCGGACGUGUUGUUUAAAUCAUCAAAUUCCCGUCACUACAGUUACAAACUCCAACAGGGGCGUAGCGUGAAAUUCUACGCACUCCUAAAGUUUGCAUGACGAUAGUACGGCCCGGCCCUAUGGAAUGCGGAGAGGUAAAGAUUCUUGAAAAUCUGAAGAGAUGCGCGUUACCAACACCAUUCACAACAGAACGAGUGUGGCUUACGUACAGUGUAUGGACCGAAUACACUUCAUUUCGGAUAAUCAUUGAUGCAGUCGAAGGGUGUUCGGGGAUGCCUAGAGGUUCCUACAGACAUUACUAGAGGGACGCCUGACGCUAGCAUCUAUACGGGCGUUGCAAUCAUGGUGGUUGAGCCAGACAGGGAAUGAUGGUUAGUAUAUAGGUUUAAGUAAAGCUCUUCCUGGUGGCUUCAGUGUAAUUUGAAAGUUUGACGAAUUAGGCAUCUUCGCCACGAUAUCGGAAUAUAAGUGAAACAAUGCGCGAUGAUUCUGCAUAUGCGUAGAGCCUUGUUGCUUUCUGUGUUUGGAAAAAUUAAGAUUUCUUCGGACCUUAGGCCCACAAAGGCGGAUGAUAUGUAGUAAGCAAAGACACACGAAGGUCGGACGCCACAGGCACAAAAACCAGACAAAUGUAUGUACUAACCAUCAUUCCCAUGGAAGCUUAACGAUAACGGUGCCACUGGUCCUUCUAGUUACAAUAGAAGGAAACUCCAUGACCUUGGAAACCCUAUGCAGGGAUGAACACAGUUUCUUGAAGAGGAUCAGGUCACAUAUUACAGUCUUAUCACGGUAAAUGUUUCGUAUUUGAACAUCUUUAAAGCUAUGCACUUUAUUGCUUUCGAUGGAAUUUUAAAUGUUGACGCGGCCGUACUGACUUUGAUGCCAUGGAAGAACGAGCGCGAACAUUGUACAUAAGCAAUGUACCCAGACACACAAAUGCACACCAGACUUUUCUGUGCCUGUGUGUCAGUGUUUCUAUGUGUCCAUUGGUAUAGCGUACAAUUUAUGCGCCUCUUCUGCCAUCGCUCCAAGCACCAGCUCGCUCAGCAAGACGUUGCACUGGCUUUGCUCAGAUUAUCUCACGUCUAAAUAAUCAGGUAAAAAGCCGCACUUUCGCGCAAUAGGCGAAGUAUUGAUUGCGAUGGCAAAUUAGUGGUUAUAUGACGCAAGAAUAGUAGUUUUAUCGGCCUGUGUAAGCUUGUAAACAUUCUCUUAGUAACAAAGUGAAAAAGCACGGUGUUACGCGCGCACAGGCAAACUUCUCGCUCGAUCACCGCGUACACUCGUCGUCAAAACGCUGGCGUAAGAGCGGCAGCAGCAGCGAGGGAAUUGACCUUCAUGCUGCCUCUCACUUCAACGCGAACUAAGUGGCGAAAGCACAGAUCAUGCGAAGCUACCAGCACUUGGCGCACUUUGCCCACAUCACAGGUCGCUUUGAAGAUAGGCCAAGUGCGGCCGCACCAUGCGUAGUAGAAGCGUUAGAAGCAGCAGAAUUAAGAACGUCGCCCUGGCUCCGGCAGUCUGGCGGGGCCAACUAAGCAGAGCCAACACGCGCUAGAAUCGUUCCCUGGGAGGUGUCGCACUUUGUCGCUUUUGCGGCCAAACGCACUGCGCAUCUGUGGAGGUCUUCUAACUCUCAAGGCGUGGGCCGUGCAU
This is a messenger RNA of Dermacentor silvarum, 7432 nucleotides long. RefSeq lists its product as uncharacterized. The coding region runs from base 407 to 4372 and encodes 1321 amino acids. The transcript is spliced from 11 exons. Gene Ontology annotation, molecular function: zinc ion binding. The record is from RefSeq and is a predicted model, not a curated record. Lineage: Eukaryota; Metazoa; Arthropoda; Arachnida; Ixodida; Ixodidae.